Scheffersomyces coipomensis is the source of this 858-nucleotide messenger RNA. RefSeq lists its product as uncharacterized. The record is from RefSeq and is a predicted model, not a curated record. NCBI's taxonomy places the organism in Eukaryota, Fungi, Ascomycota, Pichiomycetes, Serinales, Debaryomycetaceae. The transcript has 2 exons. The coding region runs from base 1 to 858 and encodes 285 amino acids.
AUGGGUUUAAAUUAUAAAAAUGAUCCUCCUUACAGUAGUAUCCCCCUUAGAGACUUUUUUACCUCUUCUGAGUCUGAUUUCAAGAAUAAAUCAUCAAAUCCUCCACCACCUAAAUUUGAAGAAACAACAACAGAAUAUGAAUUGUCAAAACUUAGAAAUGAUAUCACAGAGAUCAAUAAGAAACUUGAAUUAUUAACAACUAAUGCUAGUGAUAUGGACCCUGAAAGCUUACAACACAAAAGAAGGAUCGAAGUUGAUAAAAAUUGGGUUAAUAAUGCUUUGAAAUUAUUCUUUGGAGUUUUGAUUUCUCUUCUGAUUUUUAUAUGGGUUAUUGUUUGUUUACUUGCAAAAUGUUUUUAUUCUGCUAAUGUUUAUGGUGAUACCAAUCAUAAAGUGAAAGAAAUUAAUAUCUCCUUACAUUUUUCAUUUGUUCAAUCAUCACUCAAUUUACAAAUAGAUUAUAUUAUGAUGAAUGAUAAAUAUAAAUCAAAAAGAAGUGGUGGUCAAAUCCAAACUAGCAUUCCUCUUCAAGACUUAACUAGUACUAUUCAAAAUUUUACUUCAACUUCCUCAUCUAAUUCAGAAACUGCAGAAACUGAUUUCUCAAAUUCCCAGUUCUUACAACUUUCACAGGGAUAUUCUAAAAUUGCUAAUGAUAUUAAUGAGCUUAAUAAGAAUGUUUCAUCCUUAAAAACCAAAGAUGGAAGAAUUGAUCCUGAAAGUUUGAUAAUUACUCAUAAAGUAGGUUGUCUCCUGGCUUGUGGAGUUUGUAUUCUUUUUACAAUUCUGAUUCUUAUUAUUACAUCUUUAGUAUUGGUUAUAUUAGGUAUUUUAAUUGAUGUUAUAAAGAUAAGAUAA